GCCGACCGUCAGACUUAACGCUUUCUGUCUCUCUUCCUUCCACGACAGUCCCCCUCCACUCCUUACAAUCUGGCGCCCACACUGCUUUCCGUGUUCACGAGCCGACGGGCCAAGUCCAGACCGCAAUCUCCUCAGCCAGGCUCCCCGUCAUCCCACUCUCAAGCCCUGCCCAUGGGCCAGCAGAACUCGAAGAAGUCGCGGAAGAAUGGCAAGGACAAGGACAAGGACGCCGCUGUCGAUUCCUCAUCCUUGACUGACGCGGCGACCGAGGAGAGCAACGACAAUACCCCGCAAGGCAGCCUGUCGCGUGCGACGGGCACCGGUUCGACCGUUUCACCCAAGACUGCGAACGGAGUCGACUCGUCAGGCUCCAAGACGCAGGGGAAUGGAAACCCUGCCAUUAAUGUUUCGAGCCCCGCGGGCACGACAGGCCCAGUGCCUGCGAACGGACAGCGGGCCCCUGGCUCGCCAUCGUCAUCGACCCACCCCGCACCCACCUCUACCGAUCCUUCAUCUUCUUUGUCUCCGUCCAACGCUACGUCUCCUUCUUCAUCACCAUCGCUCGGCACCAGACCCGCACCAGCCCCUCUCGACAUUCCUGCCGCGCAGACCAUCCUGUCGAACCCUAACAGCUACCCCACGCCCGGGUCCACGUCCAGCAGUUACCUCCCUGGGGAGGCUGCGGGAUCCGCUGGCACCAGUGGGCGAGAGAAAAUCAAGCAGUUUGACAUUGACGACAUGAUCCACCGACUGCUGGAGGUGGGAUAUACAGGGAAAGUUAGCAAGUCCCUAUGUCUAAAGAAUGCGGAGAUCACGGCUAUAUGCCAGGCAGCACGAGAGGUAUUCCUAAGUCAGCCGACCCUCAUAGAACUGUCGCCGCCUGUUAAGAUUGUCGGAGAUGUCCACGGCCAGUAUUCCGACCUCAUUCGCUUGUUUGAGAUGUGUGGCUUCCCUCCCGCCGCCAACUAUCUCUUCCUUGGUGACUACGUCGACAGGGGGAAGCAGAGUCUUGAGACUAUCCUCCUUCUGCUAUGUUACAAAGUCAAGUAUCCCGAGAACUUCUUCCUGCUACGAGGGAAUCAUGAAUGUGCAAACGUUACGAGAGUGUAUGGUUUCUACGACGAAUGCAAACGACGCUGUAAUAUCAAAACGUGGAAGACAUUCAUUGACGUCUUCAACUGCCUUCCUAUUGCUGCCAUUGUUGCCUCCAAGAUCUUUUGUGUUCACGGAGGACUUUCCCCAUCACUACAUUCCAUGGAAGACAUCAAGCGGAUACAGCGUCCGACAGAUGUUCCCGACUACGGACUAUUGAACGACCUCCUGUGGUCGGAUCCCUCAGACACAGCAUUGGACUGGGAGGACAAUGAGCGAGGGGUUAGCUAUUGCUUUGGGAAGGCUAUCAUCAACGAUUUCUUGGUCCGGUACGAUAUGGACUUGAUAUGCAGAGCGCAUAUGGUGGUUGAGGACGGGUACGAAUUCUGGAAUGACCGCACCCUCGUAACGGUCUUCAGUGCGCCCAACUAUUGCGGAGAGUUCGACAAUUACGGCGCAUGCAUGAGCGUAUCUGAAGAAUUAUUGUGCGCCUUCGAACUACUCAAACCCUUGGACGGACCGGCACUGCGAAAGGAAAUGACUAAAGCGAAGCGGAAGAGCUUGAUGGGUCCUGGUGCCAACCAAUAAUCCCCAUACGACAUGGUAGGGGUGUGUUGUCUGUAUACGAUUAUAAUUGGACCAUGUCGUUUGGUGGGUGGGUGGUCGACCUGAUGUGCAUCGGCGGUUCGUGGUGGCGGCGGGGGUUGGUGACUCAAGUG
Messenger RNA from Gloeophyllum trabeum ATCC 11539, 1811 nucleotides. Its product is annotated as phospho protein phosphatase PPZ. The coding region runs from base 172 to 1680 and encodes 502 amino acids. The transcript is spliced from 4 exons. Gene Ontology annotation, molecular function: protein serine/threonine phosphatase activity. The record is from RefSeq and is a predicted model, not a curated record. Gene Ontology annotation, cellular component: nucleus; cytoplasm. NCBI's taxonomy places the organism in Eukaryota, Fungi, Basidiomycota, Agaricomycetes, Gloeophyllales, Gloeophyllaceae.